Molecule: messenger RNA, 3985 nt
Organism: Daphnia carinata
Lineage: Eukaryota; Metazoa; Arthropoda; Branchiopoda; Diplostraca; Daphniidae
Product: metabotropic glutamate receptor 2-like
Exons: 18
Coding region: 525-3563 (1012 amino acids)
Biological process (GO): G protein-coupled glutamate receptor signaling pathway; regulation of synaptic transmission, glutamatergic
Cellular component (GO): membrane
Molecular function (GO): group II metabotropic glutamate receptor activity
Source: RefSeq, a predicted model, not a curated record
UUUCAUGUGAUGUUUAGCACCACCGUCAAGCUUCGUUACGCCACGCGCGGUCCCGCUCGAUGGGUCCAACGUUUCCACCUUCUGAUCGAAUGACUUUACAUUACUCACGUUACAUUUGCUGGCUGUCGGAGUGAAUUAAUUCGGUACACGUGUCGUUUCGACUUUCCACUCUUUUUGUUUUGAUUUGCUUAUCAUCCACAAGUAUUCUCCGUUAUAAACUAGUGUGUCGUCAUUGGGAAUCUGAUUGCGGAAUGGCACGUUAAUCAGUUUCUAUUUUCAAUAGUUUUAUACUGAAUUUAAUAGGGUCGACCGGAAUUGCUCGCGUCGACAUCCGUCAUCGUUUCCAGCUUUACAAAAAUCAGUGUGGUUUUGUGGUGUGAAUGAAAAAGAGAGAGGAACAUAACGAUCGCAGUCAGAAAUUUUGAGCAAUUGUGCGUAACCAGUGCGUUUUUAUUGUGCCACAUGAAAACAAGUUUUAUUGAUUAUACCGAAAUUCAGGGAAGAAAAAGCAAUACCCAGUAAAUAUGGGGAUGAUGAAAGUUUCUCGGAAAACGACACAUGUGCUUCCCAUAUUCCUUCUUUUGUCCUUGUGCGUCAUAACGGGUUCGGUUCAAGUGGUCAGCCGCCAGGAUGGAGACAUCAUGCUCGGCGCCUUAUUCCCGAUUCACGCCAAAGGCUCUUCGCCGGAAGGCUGCGGACCCUUGCAGGGCGAUGAUGGAAUCCAGCCGCUGGAAGCUCUUCACUUCACACUGGACCAAAUCAACCGCGAUCCAAAUCUUUUACCCAACAUCACUCUUGGUGUACUGGCGUUCGAUUCAUGCGACAAUAUCGUCAACGCCCUUGACCAAUGUCUCGAUUUCAUCAAAGGCACAGUGGAAAAGAGUUUUUUGACGAGGAUACAGGAAGAAAAGCGGGGCCAGCUGGAAGCUUGUUCAGCCGGAACCGCGACGGCCAGCGAAACGUUAGCUGAACUGACCGGCAUUCAAAAGCCCGUAGUGGGUGUUAUCGGCGACCAGUCCUCCGACAUAACUAUUCAAGUGACGAGUUUGUUGAGGAUUUUCAAAAUUCCACUCAUCAGUUAUCAGUCGACUAGCCCAACGCUUUCCGAUAGGGAGCGGUUCGCAUAUUUCUUCCGCACGGUGCCGAGUGACGUGACACAAGCCUACGCCAUUUUGGAGAUCUUACGGAAUUUCAAUUGGACGUUUGCGUCGCUAGUCUACGAAGACUCUGAGUACGGCGUCAAGGGUUAUGAGACCUUAUUGCGAUUAGCCUCGAGAUAUGGUGUCUGUUUCGGGGCUCAAAUCCGCGUGGACAUUAAGCGUUUCAAGACGACAGAUUUCGAUCAGGUGCUGGGAAAAUUGCAAUCUCAAUCUCAAUCUCGCAUCGUCGUCUUGUUCAGCGGAAAAUCUUGCGCAGCUCAACUGAUGGCAGCCACAAAGCGAAUCACCACAAAAAAUUCCAAGCCUCUCAUUUGGGUCGGAUGCGAUGGCUGGUCCAGCAGGGACGUCGUCACCACUGGAUUUGAAACUAUUGUUGAAGGUGCCAUCACUGUUCAGCCUCUUGUUCGACACCUGGAUGGUUUCGAUAGCUAUUUUAAAGCACUAAGGCCAGACACCAACAUCCGCAAUCCUUGGUUUUCAGAGUAUUGGCAGGAUUUCUUCAAAUGUCGACUCAAGUUGGAGCAAUUACCCAAAGGCAUUAUGCCCAGUCAGUAUAGUGAUCCUUGCAAACCUGGGCUACAUAUCACCGAUAAGCGGCUCACUUCCGUCAAAUUUUUGCAAUUUAUCCGUGACGCUGUCUACGCCUACGCUCACGCACUGCACAAUCAAUGGCAGGCUGAAUGCGAAGGCCGUCCGGGUGUUUGUGAAAAGAUGCGGAAUGCGGAUGGCAGCGUUUUAAAGUUCUACCUAGAAGGGGCUAGUUUUACAGAUCAGAAUAAGCGCGUGUUCAAAUUUUACCAUGGAGGAGAUGGACCACCGCGUUACUCUAUUCUUAAUUUUCAAAAGCACGACGACGACAGCUAUAUUUGGAAGGAGAUUGGAAGCUUUUUUCUUGGAGCAAACGAUCAACCCAAGCUGGAAAUCGAUCGCAAAGUGAUGCAAUAUCGGAGAUACGAAAAACUCUAUCCCAACUCGACGUGUAAGGAGCAUUGCGAUGCUAAAAAAGGCCUUGUACCAUAUCUACAAAGCAACAACAGCUGUUGCCCGGACUGUAAGAAAUGUGAGCCGUUUGAGAUGAUCCAAGGCGGACAUUGCCAACCGUGUCCUAACGGAAUGAUGCCCAACGAAAAUCGUUCCCGCUGUCUCUGGAUCGACGAGCAGAUCAUCGAUUACCGGAAUCCUUGGGCCGCUGGUUCCAUGGCAUUUGCUUCGUUUGGAAUACUGUUGACUCUGGCUGUGGCUUUCAUUUUUUGGCGGCAUCGGCAAACUCCCGUGAUCAAGGCUUCGGGGCGAGAGCUGUCGGCUAUCCUUUUAUUGGCCACAUUCUGUUCAUUUGCCAUGACCUUUCUGAUUGCUUCAAGGCCUACUGGUUUCAAAUGUGGCGUCACUCGGUUUUCACUCGGCCUCACGCACACCCUUGCCUUCGCAGCAAUUGCAGUCAAAACCAACAGAGUGGCUCGUAUUUUCGGGAAGAAAACUGGAGCGGCGGCAUUGACCUGCCCGCGUGCCAAGUACAUCAGCCCACGAUCUCAACUGGCCAUCACGGGCGCACUGACUUUGAUCGAGGUCGUCGUCAACGCCUCCUGGCUUAUCUAUCAGCCACCGAGAACCACUCACAUAUUCCCCGAUAGGUACAAGCGCGUACUCAUUUGCGAAGGAAUGGAUCAUUACACGUACCUCGUUGGGCUCGUCUAUCCUCUCAUUUUAAUUGGAUGCUGUACCGUCUACGCUUUUCAAACACGCAAGUGUCCAGGUGGAUUUAAUGAGGCUCGCUAUAUUGGCUUUACUACCUACACUACCUGCGUUCUCUGGAUGGCGUUCAUUCCGCUCUUUCUGACGGCGCCUACCACAACCCUCCGCAUAGUCACGCUCGCCAUGUCCAUGUCUAUCAGUGGCAUUGUCCAGUUGGCUUGCCUCUUUGCCCCGAAAGUUUAUAUCGUCUUGUGCAAACCAGAGAAAAACACUCGAACGGGAGUCAUGGCGCAACAUCGUUCCAGCAGUUCGUAUGCGCUUGCGACUCCACCGAGCAUCGCACUUCAUCCGCUUCAUAAUCACCAGGGUAGCCAGUUGACAAUCGUAAAUGGAGUCGAAGUUGGCGACAUGUUGACGGAUGUUGCCAGUCAACAACAGCAACGCAAGAAAUCGAUUCAAGCUCAGCACUUACUGGGCGCUUCGUCCGACUGUGAGGACAACACAAUGAGGCUGUCGCCACACAACAGCGAACUGCACUUGCCUGAUGACACGAUCAGCGAGUCGAGUAUUUACACCCUUAAAUUGAAGAGGCCAAGCAAAGGCACUGUGCAUUUCGAUUGCGAAGACAUUGACGUCAUAGACCAGCAAAAGCAGCAACAAAUGAAAGUCGGCAACAUGUCCAACGACUUUGGCUCGAAAUCAAUCGACUGAUUACUGAACCUAUCCGUUAGGACCAAACCCAAGAUGAAUCAUUAUUACAUAUACAUAAAAAGGAAACAUUGACUACCUCUUCCUGAUGGAUGUCGACACAUGAAUCCCAUCCGCUUAACAAAAAGCCGACACCAUCACGAUUCCUAAUUGCAUAAUCUUUUACGUUUUGUUAACGAUUUUUAUUAGUUGAAUUGCUUGCCAAGAGAUGGCAUGAAAUUCCGCGGGAGGUUUUAACUUGGUUGUUAACCCUCCUUUAAAAAUGCCAGUUUUCUUGAGGAAGAAAACAAAAUGUCGAGAAAAUGAAGAAAGUGCAAACGAAGGACAUUUUGGCCAUCGUCCUCUUAAAUUUCGCUCUUUUUCUUCUGCAUUUUACUUUCUUCCUAAGUGUUUUGUUAUGAUAAAUAUACCGUCAGCCCGUUUCA